Messenger RNA from Plectropomus leopardus (leopard coralgrouper), 370 nucleotides. The record is from RefSeq and is a predicted model, not a curated record. NCBI's taxonomy places the organism in Eukaryota, Metazoa, Chordata, Actinopteri, Perciformes, Serranidae.
AGACAGCGAAGACGAGGACGACGAGCGCCCGGCGGCGCGGCGAAGGCGACUGGCUGAGCGCGCAGCAGAGGGCAUCGCAGAUGGAGAGGAAGAGGAAAUGAUCGAGAGCAUCGAGAACCUGGAGGAUAUGAAGGGACACACGGUGAGGGAGUGGGUGUCCAUGGCGGCUCCCAGGCUGGAGAUCUACAACCGCUUCAAGAACUUCCUGCGGACCCACGUGGACGAGAACGGCCACAACGUCUUCAAGGAGAAGAUCAGCGACAUGUGCAAAGAGAAUAAGGAGAGUCUGGUGGUGAACUACGAAGACCUCGCAGCCAGAGAGCACGUUUUGGCCUACUUCCUGCCAGAGGCUCCAACUGAGAUGCUGAAG